This is a messenger RNA of Microcebus murinus (gray mouse lemur), 2180 nucleotides long. RefSeq names its product pulmonary surfactant-associated protein A. The record is from RefSeq and is a predicted model, not a curated record. NCBI's taxonomy places the organism in Eukaryota, Metazoa, Chordata, Mammalia, Primates, Cheirogaleidae. Gene Ontology annotation, cellular component: multivesicular body.
AGGGUGGCAGGAAGCCUGGCCGCCCACAUCCCUAUAAAUGGUGCUGUCCACCUUGCCACUCUGACGUGGAGGCAGAGGCCCGCGUAGCCUGGGGGCUCUGUGUGAGGGAGAAGCGGCAGGAGCCGAGCCAUGCUGCUGUGCCCGCUGGCCCUCACCCUCGCCUUGGUGGCCGUUUCCAGCACUGUGAGUGAUGUGAAGGAUGUUUGUGUCGGAAGCCCCGGUGUCCCCGGCAUUCCUGGAUCCCACGGCCUGCCGGGCAGAGACGGGAGAGAUGGUGUCAAAGGAGACCCUGGACCUCCAGGUCCCAUGGGCCCCCCUGGAGGAAUGCCAGGUCUCCCUGGGCGUGAUGGGCUGACCGGAGCCCCUGGUGUCGCUGGAGAGCGUGGAGAAAAGGGGGAGCCUGGCGCCAGGGGCCCUCCAGGGCUUCCAGCCUAUCUGGAUGAGGAGCUCCAAACCACACUCCAGGACCUCAGACAUCAAAUCCUGCGGUCAGUGGGAGUCCUCACUUUGCAGGGCACCGUGCUGGCAGUGGGAGAGAAGAUCUUCUCCACCAAUGGGCAGGCGGUCAAUUUUGAUGCCAUUAGAGAGUCAUGUGCCAGAGCAGGCGGCCACAUUGCUGUCCCCAGGAGUCCGGAGGAAAACGAGGCCAUUGCAAGCAUCGUGAAGAAGCACAACACAUAUGCCUACCUGGGCCUGGCCGAGGGCCCCACCCCUGGGGACUUCCGCUACCUGAACGGGGCCCCUGUCAACUAUUCCAACUGGUACCCAGGGGAGCCCAGGGGUCGGGGCAAGGAGAAGUGCGUGGAGAUGUACACAGACGGGCAGUGGAAUGACAAGAACUGCCUGCAGUACCGACUGGCCAUCUGUGAGUUCUGAGAGGCACUUGGGCCCCAGGACAGAGGAUCCUGCCUUGCUUCAGCCUCCAUCCUGAGGGUCUGCAUGGUCUAUGAGAUGCUAUAACUCCUUUCCAACAGAAUGUAUCUGCAGCUGUUAGAGCGGGAGGCAUCCUUAGCCUCUGCAUUCCCCAGACGUGCCCUGACUCUUCCCCAAUAAUCGCUGAUCAGCCUCGACACUCUCCUCAGCUCUGCACUCAAGGGAACCACUCCUAACUUUGGCCCUUGGCGUGACAUGGAGACCUCCUUCUCCCUCAUCCUGUCCAGUUCCGUCAUUUACAGCUGGCAGCAGUGAGGUCCCAGGAUGGAAGGACCUUCCAAAUCACACAUGCCUGACUCCCUCUGCAGCCCACCUCCUGCCCAGUCCCCUCCAGAAUGAGCAGUCGUGGGCAAGUGCAAUGACAAAGAUAGGCAGGUUCAUGGGGAAUUCCAAAUGUGGGGAGCUCAGGACACAUUCGAGAUUAUCUGGCACUCUGAGGUCUCUGGGGCAUGCCUGGUCAGCUCUCCAUGAGGUCAGAGCGCCAGGAGGUGCCCCAGCGUGGUGGUGGCCAACCCAACCCUAGUGAAUGACAUGUAGGAUUCACUUCUCUGAAUCUUUGGAUGCCAACUCAGCCCCCAGGCGUAAAAUCAGCCAGCCUAGGCCUCUAGGGAAGAGCUCUCCACCCCAAACAUAACCCAAGUGACUUUCUGCUGCUGGACAUAUCCGUGCACCGCUUCAGGCCUUGGUAGGACGUUCAUACCACUCACCACACCACUGGCUCUGUCUUCUCCUUUCAUUAAUUCAUUCAAUCAGAUAUUCCAUUAAGAUUAACUGUGUGCCAGGUCUUAGGCUGUCUCUUGGGGUGGACAAGGUACCCUGUGACUCUUGGGGACAUGUAUUUUCCCUGAGCCUAUUUCUUUACCUGCAAAAUGAGGAUAAAGUGCUGGUCACUGCUACAAUUAUUACCGUCCCUCCAACUACCAAAAUUAUUAGCAUAACUGUUACUACCAACAGAAACUAUUUAUUGAGCACAUACUAUGUACCAAGCACUUUGACAACCACUUCUAACACAUCCUAUUAAACAUUAUUUAAUCAUUACACGAUGUCAUGGGACCGGUGUUUUUUUCCCCAUUUUUUUAUAUGAGGCUACUGAAGUUUAGAGACGUUAAAUGCUUUGAGUAUUUACAAAGAGCAAGUGGCACAGGCUGGCUCUAUCAUCUGCCUGGACCUGAAACUCACGCUCCUAACCACUCCACCCUUGAAAUGAACAAAGAUGAUUUCAGUGUAAUAAAUCAUACAUGUGCUAA